AUUUCCGUGGGAAAACGGUCUCUAUGGAUCUCGGACGUCGUCCGUGAAUUUUUCCUAUGCCCCUCCGACGAGCAUGCGAUGAACGAGUCCGUUGUCUCUCGGAAGGGGAAGCUGAGGAAGCUGAGGAUGGAGAUGAAGCGCUGCGACGUGCAGGUGUCCGGAGCCAGCGAGUGUGCGGGAUGCGGCAAGCAGAUCACCGACAGGUAUCUGCUGAAGGCCUUGGACAUGUACUGGCACGAGGACUGUCUAAAAUGCGGAUGUUGCGAUUGUCGGCUGGGAGAGGUGGGCUCCACCUUCUUCACCAAGGCCAACCUCUUCCUCUGCAAGAGGGACUACCUACGGUUGUUUGGAGCGACGGGUUUCUGCUCCGCUUGUCAGAAGGUGAUCCCUGCUUUUGAAAUGGUCAUGAGGGCUCGGAGCAACGUGUAUCAUCUGGAAUGCUUUGCUUGCCAGCAAUGCAAUCACAGGUUCUGCGUGGGAGAUCGCUUCUACCUGUGGGACAACAAGAUCCUGUGCGAAUACGACUAUGAGGAGCGGCUGGUGUUUUCCCAGAUCCCCUCGUGCAACAACGGGAACCCGUUCAAACCUCCCUGCAACAUCUCCACGGGUUCCCCCCGAUUCCAAUCCUACCAGGUCUGUUGGAGUUUCUCCCAAUUCACAUCUUUACGUGAUUAG
This is a messenger RNA of Darwinula stevensoni, 675 nucleotides long. NCBI's taxonomy places the organism in Eukaryota, Metazoa, Arthropoda, Ostracoda, Podocopida, Darwinulidae. The record is from the annotation of a GenBank genome assembly.